Messenger RNA from Notothenia coriiceps (black rockcod), 1521 nucleotides. Its product is annotated as protein FAM173B. Gene Ontology annotation, cellular component: mitochondrion. The transcript has 8 exons. The record is from RefSeq and is a predicted model, not a curated record. Lineage: Eukaryota; Metazoa; Chordata; Actinopteri; Perciformes; Nototheniidae. Gene Ontology annotation, molecular function: protein-lysine N-methyltransferase activity. The coding region runs from base 180 to 833 and encodes 217 amino acids. Gene Ontology annotation, biological process: positive regulation of proton-transporting ATP synthase activity, rotational mechanism; regulation of mitochondrial ATP synthesis coupled proton transport; peptidyl-lysine trimethylation.
UGUAUUUGCAGGCAGGCGGUUGAGCGCGCAUAGAGAGGCGGAUCAGCUACUGUUGCCAUAUAAGCCAACUGACCUGACCUGAAGUGAGCUAUAUCUAUUCACACAGAGACAGAAAUAUACAUUCCUGGCAGAGUACUCAAACCACUUCUGUGGUGGUUCCUGCUACAUGACCGUUUGUAAUGGAGGACUCCAUUGACAUGAUUCUGCAAGACCCUGGCAGGGUGUGUUCUACCAGCAGGCCCCACCCCGUCCUGUCGGCCUGCACAGGGGCUCUGCUCACUGGACUGUAUGGAGUCUGGAGAAUGUUUUGUAUGCCUGGAUCACGCAAAAUCCCAUUGAACCUAUUGGUUCCUUAUUUGCCCUCCAGUAAAGGGCAGACAAUGAACAUUAUGCAGCUGCUUGAGGGACGAACAGGACACUUAGCAGAUCUGGGAUCAGGAGAUGGAAGACUGGUGUUUGCAGCCUCUUCUGCUGGCUUCCGAUGCACAGGGUUUGAGAUUAACUCAAUUUUAGUGGCCUAUUCCAGGAGCAAGGCCCACUUUAGAGGAGUGCCCUCCAGCCAGGCAACCUUUGUUAAAAAAGACUUUUGGAAGACUGAUUUGUCUUCGUACAACAAUGUGACAGCUUUCCUUUCGCCAGGUUUGAUGGAGGUGCUAGGUGAGAAGCUGUUGAAAGAGCUUCCUGAUGAUGCGUGUGUCAUCGCCGCUCGUUUUCCUUUCCCCAACUGGCCACUGCGACAGUCUGUUGGCUCUGAUCUUGAUGAGACUUUUGCUUAUGACAUAAGUACUGUGCGCUCACACCUGAGAAAAGGACCCAAAAUUGUGGAGUAUUAAUUCACAGUCUUUGGUUAUUUUCUCUUCUAGCAGAUCAUUUGGAGAUAAAGUUUCUGUCAGAUACGAGCACUGAUCAGGUGUGAUGGAGAGGAUGAGAGGGACUACUCUGACUUGACAAAAUGUCAGGAUGAUUUUGACAUUACUUGUCAAAAUCUGCUGCUGUAUUUCAUAAACCAGUGCAUAUCCACAACAGACUUAGCCAGUCUUGCUGACAAUCGUGUUAUACAUUUGUGCAACACUAUUUACAACAUUGCUAUUGCGCUCUUUCUAAGAGCGAUUCAUUUGCAAAUAGUUUUUCUUCCACAUCAUGACAUACUCAGAAGUAUGUUUCAGGUAGGUAUGCAUGUUAUUCUAUUUGUCCCGCUUUGCUCUUGUGGGAUUGUAACUAGAUUCAUAUGUUGUGCUUGUGUUUAUUUUAUGUAAUGAACACCUAGGCUCCUCCAGCUUAAUGCCAUUCUGAGAUUUACUCCAUGGUUCUCACAGCAACUGAAGAUUAGGCACAAAGACCUUUUUAUGUUGUGCACGGACUGGAAACAGUAUCUGUAUCUCCUGACCUGUCUGAAAGAAAGGGAACCUCUGCACUUAACAAUCCAAUAAAGUAUCAGAUGUCAGUCAGUGUUGCAUUGUAUUGCAGUAUAGUCUUUGGUGAACAGGGAUUUAAAGGCUGAGCAGGUUUGUAACCUUUACU